AUUUGAACAAGCACUAGGACCCUGAGGAAUCUUUCCUUCAACCUCAUCUGGUACCUGAUCGAGGAGAAGAAGCUGACACACAAAAUAAAAUGGCUAGCCAGUCACAAGGAAUACAACAGCUUCUCCAUGCUGAGAAACGAGCUGCAGAGAAGGUUGCUGAGGCCAGGAAACGCAAAGCCCGGAGGCUGAGGCAAGCAAAGGAAGAAGCACAGGGUGAGAUUGAACAGUAUCGUCUGGAGAGGGAGAAGGACUUCAGACAUAAGCAAGAAGCAGUCAUGGGGUCCCAAGGUAACUUGGCAGCAGAGGUCGAGCAACAGACACGUCAGAAGAUCCAGGCAAUGCAGGCGAACCACCACCGCAACAAGGAGAAAGUCCUGCGCCAACUGCUAAUGUUGGUGUGUGACAUCAAGCCUGAAAUUCACCACAAUUAUCGCAUUAAGAUGUAGGCAAGCAUAAAACAUGAUGAGCAACUAUUGCACCAAUACUGGUGCCUCAACAAUGAUGGCUAACCACUUGUCAAAAAAUUAAAAUUCGUACUCGGUUAAGUGAUUGGCUAAAGCAUCACUUCUUCUGCUUGUAAUGUAUACUCACAAGUUGUAAAUUAUUGUGUCUCUCCCAGUUGUUAAUUGUAAUAAUCAAGAAUACAUGAAUUCAUGUAAACUGUGCUGCGUAUAGAGAACCAGCAUUGAUCGAAAAAUAUUUGUCACUGUUAUUAGAUUCCAAUUCUGGAAACUGGGAGUUCAUUCCUUCCCUUUCAAUGCUGUCAAGAGUCGUUGGAAUUAUGCAAGAUUGUUGGUAAAUUGGUGAACUUUCCUCAUGUCCUGCACAGAAGUUGCUGACAGGGAUUCUCCAGCAUUAAAUCAUUGCUAUGUUGUUUUUAAAUUGCUUGUUUACUUCUUCCAAUCACAGAGCUAUACUUUAUUCCCUUGCUGCAUUUCACGCCAUCAUUAGUUCACCUUUGUUCCUGCUGAUACCAUUAUUCUCUGUCCCAGAUCAUAGUGUUAUGUUUCUCGCUUUUCUGUUUGGCUUUAUGAUGCAAGUCUUUGACAGAUGACCCAAAGCCUCCCUCUGAUUUUCCCUUGUCCCCGUCACACAGUUGAGGUUCGUUACCCACUUUCUGAAGUAUUGCAGAUGAAGUGUACAUUUUGUGAUGCAACAUGAGAGAAUUCCAGCUAGUGGGCUAUACAAAUGUUAUAAUAACUGGGCCAGCUAACAUGAGAGAUAUUUAACUAUUUUAACUGAUAAUAUUAUUUCAUUUUAGACUCUCUAAAUAUCAGUGUAACUGAAGGUAACCAGAGACAUUCAUUUCUGUAUCACAACAAAAUCCAAUCAACUUAGUAUAGACAGCUAAGCCCUAAACUGACAAGGCAUUUCCAGACCCCUUAAAGAAAAACUCUUACAUUCAUAUUUAAUGUACUUUCAAUAUAUUUGUUCUGAUCUUCAAGGCUUAGGCCUCAAGUAUUUGGUCUGAGUUGAAUACCAAGGACUUUAGUAAUGAACAACCAUCAAGGUAUAAUGUGCAGCGUUUGCUGUCAGGAAAACACAUUGACAGGGAACAGUAUCAGCAUUUAGAAUAUGCAAAAAUAAGCAUUACACUUCUUCAAAAUGUAAGAAAACAAAGUACCUGGUCUGUAAUGGAUUUCAAAGGAAGUAGACGACACAUGUACGGUAACGCCUUGAUGAGUUCGUAGUCAACAUUUCCAUUAGUAUCCACGCAAUAGCCAAGUUAUUAACAAUAUCUUCAAAUAUAUUACAAGAUUAACAAUAACAGAAAUUAAAAGGAAAACUAAAUCCCAUUUAAAUUCUCAAGAGAGCUCAAAUAGCAUGUUUUAUUCCUAAAUAAAGUAGCCUUCUAUUGCUACUCACCAACAAAUUUCUCUUUUGGAAUGACAUCAUUGUUGCCACUAUCCACGAAUUUCAUUUGACACUAUCAACUGCUGCAGUCUCAAGACUUGUCUUUUGCAAUAUGACCUAAAAGCUUUGGUAUUACGAUUUUUAAAAAAAUCAAGGUGAGUUUUGCUGAUCCAAUAAAAAUAAUAAAUCUCUUUCAUUAUGUUUUCUGUAACUAUAAGUUAUUUAUUUUGCAACUACAGUGUUAUUUUCUUUACAAUGUUAUAAUAAUGUUUUGCAUGACGUUGUCUUUUAGCAGUUCUUUCACUGGUUUCCAUGUUGUGUGGAUGCUGUUGCAGUCACUGGUGUACUUUGUGUCAAUCUGGAGAGUAUUAUAUUUGGUAAUUUAACCAGUCUGUUGGUCUCUUGCUGGGCCACUUACUGAGAAUAAACAUAAGUGGAUCCCAAAUA
Stegostoma tigrinum is the source of this 2301-nucleotide messenger RNA. RefSeq names its product V-type proton ATPase subunit G 2-like. Gene Ontology annotation, cellular component: vacuolar proton-transporting V-type ATPase complex. The record is from RefSeq and is a predicted model, not a curated record. Gene Ontology annotation, molecular function: proton-transporting ATPase activity, rotational mechanism. Gene Ontology annotation, biological process: proton transmembrane transport. The transcript has 3 exons. NCBI's taxonomy places the organism in Eukaryota, Metazoa, Chordata, Chondrichthyes, Orectolobiformes, Stegostomatidae. The coding region runs from base 90 to 446 and encodes 118 amino acids.